UGAGCUCACGCGAGGACUGCGAUUUCAUCGCCAGUAGUGUGCGAAAGAGACUGCGAAGAUGGCGUCGCAGGAGACCGAAGCUUCUCCGCAAACCAAUGGCGAGGUGAGCAGCAAUGGAGCUGCUGCAGCCGUGGAUGGCCAGGUUGUACAGACUGCUGCUGGGGACCCUGCACAGCAACAGCCGGCUCCACCACCCAACGCAUGGUCGGUCAUAAAAGGAGUCCUCUUCAGGAUCUUUGUCAUCUGGGCCAUCAGUAGCUGGUUCCGCAGGGGGUCCUCUACUCCAGACCCCAGUACCCCAGCAGGGGCGCCGCAUUUACCCAGCCGAAACCUUUUCCCCAAGGAAAGCCUCAUGGACCUGUAUGUGUACAUCUCCCAGGACGAGGUGUUCUCUGACUUCAACGACACACAGUCCCUGUUCUGGUUCCAUAGAGACCUGGUCUAUGGAGACUGGAACGCUGGAGAAGAGGGGGACGGCUGCUAUGAGCACUCAAUAGAUCUGGACAUCCCAGAGAAGGUGCAAAUGAAUGGUUCCUUCUACAUCCACGUGUAUUUCACGAAAACUGGAUUCCACCCAGACCCCAAACGCAAGGGCCAGUAUCGUCGGCUAGCGACAGUCCAUGCCACGCGAAUGCUGAACAAGUUCAAACGCAGGAAGUUCGUGAAGACUAAGAACCUGCUGACGGGGGAGACUGAGACCGACCCGGAGAUGAUCAAGCGAGCGGAGAGCCAUGGCCCAGUGGAGAUCAUCUCCCACUGGCACCCCAACCUCACCAUCAACAUGGUGGACGACCAUACAGCCUGGGUCAAGGGCUCGGUCCCCCCUCCACUGGACCAACAUGUGAAGUUUGACGCGGUGAGCGGCGACUAUUAUCCUAUCGUCUAUUUCAACGACUACUGGAACCUACAGAAAGAUUACUACCCCAUCAAUGAGACCCUGCCGUCGCUGCCUCUGCGCCUCUCCUAUUGCCCGCUGUCCCUGUGGCGCUGGCAGCUCUACGCUGCCCAGAACGCCCGCUCACCAUGGAACUUCCUGCCAGAGGACACCUACGAGCAGUCUGACGAUGACCAGGACUCUGUCAAGGUGGCCCUGCUGGAAACCAACCCGUACCUCCUGGGCGUGACCAUCGUGGUCUCCAUCGUACACAGCAUCUUCGAGUUCCUGGCGUUCAAGAAUGACAUCCAGUUCUGGAACAGCAGGCAGUCUAUGGAGGGUCUCUCUGUGCGCUCCAUCGUCUUCGGGGUGUUCCAGUCAAUGGUGGUGCUGCUCUACAUCCUGGACAAUGAAACCAACUUUGUGGUGCAGGUCAGCGUGUUCAUCGGCCUGCUCAUCGACUUCUGGAAGAUCACCAAGGUCAUGGACGUCAAGUUGGACAGAGAAAACAAAUUGUUUGGGAUCCUCCCACGCUUAUCAAUAAAAGACAAGUCAACGUACGUGCAGUCCUCCACCAAAGCCUUCGACGAUAUGGCUUUCAGGUACCUGUCAUGGCUGCUGUACCCUCUGUUCGGGUGCUAUGCCGUCUACAGUGUGUUGUACCAAGAGCACAAAGGCUGGUACUCAUUCGUACUGGGCAUGCUCUAUGGCUUCUUGUUAACCUUUGGUUUCAUCACGAUGACGCCACAGCUGUUCAUCAACUAUAAGAUGAAGUCUGUGGCCCACCUCCCAUGGAGGAUGCUCACCUACAAGGCACUGAACACCUUCAUCGACGACCUGUUCGCCUUUGUCAUCAAGAUGCCCAUGAUGUACAGGAUAGGAUGUCUCAGAGACGACGUAGUAUUCUUUGUCUACCUGUACCAGCGCUGGAUCUACAGGGUGGAUCCCAACCGGAUGAAUGAAUUUGGCACCAGCGGAGCGGAACCCACUGGAGUGGACCCUAACAAGGACAGCACAGCCACAGGGGAGGUCACAGCCACAGGGGAGGUCACAGCCACAGGGGAGGUCACAGCCACAGGGGAGGUCACAGCCACAGGGGAGGUCACAGCCACAGGGGAGGUCACAGCCACAGGGGAGGUCACAGCCACAGGGGAGGUCACAGCCACAGGGGAGGUCGCCGCCAUAACAGAAAAAGCAAAGGAGGAGAAGAAGAACGAUUAACAACGACCAACCGCCUUUCUCGCCCUCGCUCCUGGGGUGAAGCGGACAUGUGGAAACCAGGCAGAGUGAAAUGUCAUUUUCCAGGGAAAAGGAGCCAUUGUAUUCUGUCAUGUACACCGCUACAAAUUUCAGUUUAACUCUCACUCUUCUUUGUGUGGGGGGGAUCUGCAGCGAAUCGUAAUUAAUGUAGACUUCCUAUUUUAUUUUAAUUUUUUUUGCAGUUCAAGUGAAGUGAAACAAAUGUGAUGUACUGUUUUCUUUCUUUUUCAAUGGGUAACAGUAAUGUUUUGGAGGCCAGGUUGUGAAUGUGGAAGGCCCAGUUGAGGGUGGAAGGUCGCAGUACAUAUCUCCGUAUUUUCAGAUCUUUGCGGCAUCUAUGGAUUUUGUGAUUAUUAUUUUUUAUUUUUUAUUUUUUUCAUUCCAUGUAUGAAUGCAGUUUGUCAUGGUGGGGUAACUGGAAAUUGGCAAGUAGUGCUGGAGGAAACUGGAAGGGUCCAGAGCCUAGGGCCACGCGGAGGGAACCAAGAUGGACGACGUGUCCAACACUACAGAUGAAAGACAGACUACCCUCCAUUUUUAAACAAAUGGUCGAUGUUCCAAACUUGAACAAAAAAAAGCCUUUUAGGUAUUAAUAUAAAUAUAUUAAUAUUAUUAAUGACUUGAUUUCUGUUUGUCACUUGAAUUUAUUUUGUAUGUUCUGAAACGACAGAAUCUCAGCUUGUAAUGUUAAUACUGAUGUCAAAAUGUCUAGCAAUAGCUGAUUUACAAGUC
This is a messenger RNA of Coregonus clupeaformis (lake whitefish), 2866 nucleotides long. RefSeq names its product cleft lip and palate transmembrane protein 1 homolog. The transcript is spliced from 15 exons. Bases 59 to 2095 code for a protein of 678 amino acids. Gene Ontology annotation, cellular component: endomembrane system; membrane. The record is from RefSeq and is a predicted model, not a curated record. NCBI's taxonomy places the organism in Eukaryota, Metazoa, Chordata, Actinopteri, Salmoniformes, Salmonidae.